This is a messenger RNA of Halteromyces radiatus, 369 nucleotides long. RefSeq lists its product as uncharacterized. The transcript has a single exon. The record is from RefSeq and is a predicted model, not a curated record. NCBI's taxonomy places the organism in Eukaryota, Fungi, Mucoromycota, Mucoromycetes, Mucorales, Cunninghamellaceae. Bases 1 to 369 code for a protein of 122 amino acids.
AUGAAGAAACAGAUAGUUAUUUUUAUAGCUAUAUUUCUAUUCAAAUUCGUCUAUCCCCUAAAGUCCCCACUCGACAUAGGAAAAAAUGGUCUUCCACAAGUUGAAUCAGGAAAAAAUGGUACUGCACAACUUCAAUCUGAGAUUCGCGUAAUUACUAGAUGGUAUCUACUGCCAACAAGUGUAUGCAAUUUUGAUGAAUGUGCUAUUCAUCCGUGCAAUAUCGACUGUUCUACCUACAGGGACAGAUGUUGUAAAAAUGCUGAAGGUUUACAAAAAUGUGUAUGUGGAAGAACGUUAGAUCGUGGAGCUGAUGGAUGUGGAAGCAUUCUCAAUUAUAUAAAAAAGAAUCCGACUUGUGGAGUUAAAUAA